This is a messenger RNA of Ictalurus furcatus (blue catfish), 4355 nucleotides long. RefSeq names its product cell division cycle 27 (gene cdc27). Gene Ontology annotation, biological process: cell division. The record is from RefSeq and is a predicted model, not a curated record. Gene Ontology annotation, molecular function: protein binding. Lineage: Eukaryota; Metazoa; Chordata; Actinopteri; Siluriformes; Ictaluridae. The coding region runs from base 421 to 2925 and encodes 834 amino acids. The transcript has 19 exons.
AUUUCCUCAUAUCCGCGAAUAUCGAACCUCCAACUUCAAAUCAACUUUAUUCCCGUGCCCAAACUUAGUUAUCGGUAUCGGUAAACUCCACUAUCGGUCGACGUCUAGAAGUAAUAAAUAAUCAUUUUUUAAAAAACGCCGUCAUUUUCUUCAUUAAGGCACUUCGGCGUUUUAGCUCGUCACUCGGCUUUUUCCGGAGCGCACUUGAUUUAAAUCGGCUGUUUCCGGAUAAGUUCGGGCCGCCGAUAACGGUCAGUGUGUUCAAAUCUUUGAUGCUAGCUUCAGUUUGCUAGCUUCUUCUGGCCUGCUGUGAACUCGAAAGGAGAUAGGAGAAAGAGGAGAAGCCGAAGGGGAGAGUGAGAGUGAGAGUGGGAGAGAGAGAGAGAGAGAGAGAGAGAGAGGAAGGAGCCUGGGUCCGGAAUGACGGUGUUGCAGGAACCUGUCCAGGCCGCUGUCUGGCACGCUUUAAACCACUAUGCCUACCGGGACGCCGUGUUUCUGGCUGAGAGGCUCUACGCUGAAGUGCACUCCGAGGAGGCGCUCUUCCUCCUGGCCACGUGUUACUACCGCUCGGGGAAAGCCUACAAAGCCUAUCACCUCCUCAAAGGGCACAGCUGCACCACGCCACAGUGCAAAUACCUCCUCGCUAAAUGCUGUGUGGAGCUCAGCAAGCUGGCUGAGGGCGAGCAGAUCCUCACAGGUGGUGUACUGAACAAACAGAAGAGCCAGGACGACAUCGUCACCGAGUUCGGGGACUCGUCCUGCUUCACGCUGGCGCUGCUCGGCCAGAUCUACUGCAAAACCGAUCGCUUAGCGAAAGGAGCCGAAUGUUAUCAAAAGAGCCUGAGUGAGAAUCCUUUCCUCUGGUCGCCCUUCGAGUCUCUGUGUCAGAUCGGUGAGCGACCGGACCCAGAGCAGAUCUUUAAGCUAACGUCUCUGCAGAGCUUCAGUGGAGGCAGCGGAGGAGGCGCCCCCUGUUUCCCCAUGAGCCCAGCUCACACUCCCAGUCACAACACGACUCACAGGCAAAUCGACUCCGUUCUCAUGGAGACGCCCCAGGACACGCUGGAACUGAACCGGCUCAACCUGGAGUCGUCCAACUCGAAGUACUCGUCUCUAAACACGGACUCGUCCAUGUCUUACAUCGACUCGUCGGUCAUCUCGCCCGAUUCCGCGCCUCUGAGCACGGGCGGAUCUCUGCUGUCCAAGCAGGUGCAGAAUAAACCCAAGAGCGGCCGCUGUCUGCUGGGAGGCACCGCCACACUGAGCCCUCUCACACCCAGUUUCGGGAUCUUGCCCCUGGAGCCGAGCCCAGGAGACCCUUCGUAUCUGCAGAACUACAGCCACAGCGGGACGGGGAUGGAGCCGCCUCCACCUCCUGGCCCACCGAAGAAGACGGUCAGCAGAAUCAGUCAGGUGGGGACGAAGUCGGUGUUCGCGCAAAGCGGAAACAGUAGAGAGGUUAUUCCCAAUCCGUUUAACCAGACGCAGACCACGGCACCACAGACCAGUACUACACCUCAAGUGCUGAGUCCCACCAUCGCUGCACCACCCAACGUUCAGCCUCGACGGAGCUCCAGGCUUUUCACCAGCGCCAGCUCCACCGCCAAGGAGAACAGUAAGAAGUUAAAAAUGAAGUUUCCCACCAAGAUCCCCAACAGGAAGACCAAGACAAAAACGGGAAAGGGAGGAAUCACUCCGUCCAGCCUGAACGAGAGCAUCGAGAUCCUCAAGCUGGACUCGUCCUUAGCCGAGGGGAAGGGCAACAUCAGCUCGCCGCAGUUUCAGGCCUUCACUCUGCAGAAGGCCGCCGCAGAUGGGUUGAUGUCAUUGAUGCGGGACAUCGGGCGGGGUUACCUAGCGCUGUGCUCGUAUAACUGCAGGGAGGCCAUCGGCAUCCUUAGCCAGCUGCCUGCACACCACUACAACACCGGCUGGGUGCUGGGCCAGAUCGGCCGCGCCCACUUCGAACUGGCAGAGUACAUGCAGGCGGAGAGGAUUUUCUCCGAGGUGCGGCGCAUCGAGAGCUACCGGGUGGAGGGGAUGGAGAUCUACUCUACCUCACUAUGGCACUUACAAAAAGACGUGGCUCUCUCUGCGCUCUCUAAAGACCUCACCGACAUGGACAAGAACUCGCCUGAGCCCUGGUGUGUAGCUGGUAACUGUUUCAGUCUGCAGCGGGAGCACGACAUCGCCAUCAAGUUCUUCACGCGGGCUAUCCAGGUGGACCCGAGCUUCGCCUACGCCUACACGCUGCUGGGUCACGAGCUGGUGUUCACCGAGGAGCUGGAGAAAGCGCUGGGCUGCUUCCGCAACGCCAUCCGGCUCAACAAGCGCCACUACAACGCCUGGUACGGCUUGGGAAUGAUCUACUACAAGCAGGAGAAGUUUAACCUGGCGGAGAUUCAUUUUAAGAAGGCUCUGAGCAUUAACCCCCAGAGCUCAGUACUCCUCUGUCACAUCGGAGUGGUUCAGCAUGCACUGAAAAAAUCAGAGAACGCUUUAGAGACCCUGAACAGAGCGAUCAGCAUCGACCCUAAGAACCCACUAUGCAAAUUUCACAGGGCGUCUAUUCUCUUUGCGAAUGAAAAAUACAAGGCCGCUCUACAGGAGCUGGAGGAGCUGAAGCAGAUCGUGCCCAAAGAGUCACUUGUUUACUUUUUAAUAGGAAAGGUCUAUAAGAAGCUCGGUCAGACUCACUUGGCUCUGAUGAACUUUUCAUGGGCCAUGGACUUGGACCCCAAAGGAGCCAACAAUCAGAUCAAAGAGGCCAUAGACAAGCGUUACCUCCCUGACGACGAGGAGCCCGUCACCCCCGACGACUACCUCUACUACUCCACGGAGAUGGAGGAGUCGCAGGAGAGCAGCAUGACGGACGCCGACGACACGCAACUCCACACCACGGAGAGCGACGAGGUCCUGUAACACUCCGGCCUCCUGUCUGAACUCGAACACGACGAAUAGUUAUGCCAACCUGGGGCUACCCAGUUCAUACGGAGAAGAGAAAAACAAUACCCAGAAAAAAACAAAAGACACAAGCAAGAGGAAGGAGAAGAAGAAUUUAAAGAAAAAAAAAAAGGAAAACAAACUGCUGCUAAUACAGUACCUCCUCGUUUCUGUAUUUUUUAUUUUUCUGUUUUACUGUGCUUUCUCCCCCCAACCCCCGCCUUUUAUUCUCUCUUCAUUUUUUUUUUUUUUUUUUACAUUUUAUUUUGCUCCCACCCCUGUCAUUAUGCCUUAUCGCUGGGUGACUCACCCUCAUCCGGUCUUCAAACACACGUUAACCUGGGGGAUUUUACUGUCCGGAAAAAAAAAUCUGUCCUCCAUCCAUACCGCAGACAUCCACAUCCUCUCCAUGUUCACGAGUGGAGAUAGAAGAUACAGGAGAAGAGGAAAAUAACGAAAGAAAGAAAUCAAACCACAAACCUUCACAGACAAGUUCUGUCUUAAUGCCUAGGCCUUUUGUGUUCCUUUUAUUCUCAUUUAAUUGAAAUAAAGACCUGUGUAAGAGUUGCAAGUCCGUUGAUUCCUCUCCCCUUUUUCAGCACUUUGAGCCGCGAGACGAGAGCGAAUCACUCCACGCACUUUGUUUUUGUUUUCUUUCUUUUUUUUUUCUCCCUUCCCCCCCCAGCAGGUUUUCUGACUCGGGAUUUUCUGGAAUCCAUCUCCUAGAGAGGAAACAAAGUAUUUGUGUGUAUGUGAAUUAGACACAGAGAGAGGGAGAGAAGAAUGCAUAAUCAUCUAUGAAUGGAGUUUAAGGAAAUGUUUGCAGCUUUCACACAGCUCCAAAUUUAGAUCAGAGAGAGAGAGGAUCGUUUCUUGCUUAGACGCCUGAGAUGAUCAGACUUGCUUUCUGCAGAACAGAUAUUUGGUUUGUUUGUUUUUGUUUUGUUUUAUUUCAUCUGGAGCAUCUCAAGUGUUUUAACUUGCCUUGUUUCCAUUUUCAUGUCUGAAUCAUUACUCACACAACGCUGCGAAGGCAGACACUGGAUGUUUAUUCCCACAAAAAACAACUGAAAAAAGGUUCUGCACGCUCAUAGUUCAGAGCUCACUGAUGGAGGAAACUCUCCUACGGCACGCUGGUAAGAUUCAGGGUGGAGACGUGGAACUUCUUAAAGUCGUGGUGCUUUUGUUUGACGAUGCACAUUAUUUUUAUUAUUAUUUUUUAAAUGUUUUUUCUCUUUUUUUUUUUUUUUUGCAUAAAGUAUCUUUAGAAAUCCUCGAUUUCUUACGGUUUGUGUGUUGACUGGUUGGUUGGUUGGUUGGUUGAUUGAGUAAAUAUUAAAUUGUUUUGUCUUAGGGUAAAAACGCUUGUCUAUGUAUAUUUUAAAGAAUUUAAGACGUAAUAAAUUACU